AAACCAAUCUGGGCCGCACAGAAUAAUGCCUAGGGCAAAAGCUCGGGAGGUGGGGAGGCCAGUGGAGUUCAUGUAGCAUUGAAUAGAUGGCCGGAGCCAAGGAAGAUGGAAAUUACUCGAGGAAAAAAAAAAUGUCGGCGUUUUAGGGAGAGGAGGGGGGUGGGAAAGAAGGAUUCUGAAAAAGCAAGGGCGACAGCUAGAAGCAAGGCCCCAGCCAGUGUACUCUCUUCCAGUUGAAUCGCGAGUGGCACAGGGGAGGGAUAGGCAGCUGUCCCUUGCUUGAUUGAUUGAUGUGGGCAAGAUUUUUCGAACUAAAAUUAGGAACUAAUAUUUAUAAAUACAUUUACGAAUAGCAAUAAUAUUUUAAUACAAUGUCAAUGCAUAUGGGAUGAAAUACGCACUUUAUAUGCACUUUAAUCAGCAGCAUUUUGUCAUGUUACUGUAUUUUCGCGCAGCUACCUGUGAAAGCGGCAGCUGAUCCGUCUCAGACACCGCUGUAAAUAUGGCGCUUCUGCUUAACUUCACCAUUGCAAACUAACGUUUUAAAACAAGGACUCUUCACUUGGUGUUGCGGCCAUGAAGAGAGUUAAUGCAUAUUACAUUUAGUACACCUUUGAGGCUGUUAUCGCCUAAUUUAGUGGGCAAAAGGAACAAUUUGCAAUGUAUUAGCUAGUAAGCUAACUAGCUAGAUAGUUGCUUUCGUAAAUAAACCAGCUAACGUUAGCUAUUUUGUUUAGCGACCUUGUCUUGAACAAGUAAACGUUCGCAAUAAAUGUAGUUUAAAGUUCUCUGAAACUGAAUUUUUACUUCACUGAAUUGUCUCACCCCGACAGCUUUUCCUUCAUAUGAUUGAAAGCUAAUCCAAUAAUUGCUUGCUAAUGCUAAACCAUCAAGAAGCUCUACUAGUUGGCUUUGUUGCUGCGAGAAAUGGCAGCGAUAAAAGCAAGUCGGGUUUUAACAUGGUGGGUGUGUGCCAUCAGUUAGGACCGUGGACAUUAACCUGGUUUCACGAUAAGACAUGUAUGAUUCGCACCAUUGUCGUAUCCUUGCAUACGAACGUAAGUCAAAGACGUGCACAAAGCUGUACAUUUCGAAUGCAAGCGUAUAAACUACGUAACAUUUUGUUCCCCCCCUUAUAGCCUUUGUUUCCUAAGCCAUUUAUAUGUAAAUAUACAUGCAUAUUUCAUUCUCGUUUUGACGAAUACCUUACAGUCAAAUAGGUAGCUGCAUUAUCGUGUAUGUUAUUGCACUACAGGGAGUAGAUCAUCUCUGUCAGAGCAAUCCAGCAUUGCCAUGCUCUAUUCAUAAACAUGGGCAAUUAAUCAAGUGGAAAAGUGGAAUGUAAUCGUGUUUAGGCCAUUAAAAACAUUCUUUAUUUCUAUGGUUUAGACUACAAUAAGGGUCAAAUAUUUAUAGCACUUGGUCUUUCAAAGAGGGAAAAACAAUUCAAUAGAUUUUCACUGUAGUUUUGCAAUUUACCUCAACCCUUCUCCAUAGUGCAGUAUUAGUCCAAUAUUGUUUACCAAAUACAAAUGUCCGUUUUUGUCAUUUGUCCUGUUUUCAAAUAAUCUCCAUUUUAUCAUGAAGAGUAAUUUAUACUAUAAUAGCCUUUUUUAAUUCUCAACAGUGUGUGGACCUAUGUGUUUUUCUAGGUCCGCCAACAUGAUGGCUGCCCAGUCGGAUUCCAUAGACAAGUACCUGGAGGGAGAGCAGCAGAUGCUGGGGGCGGAGCAGGCGGACGGUGACGAGGGUUUGGAAGCAGCCUCCAGUCCAACCCCCACUGAGCCCCAGACCCCCAUGGAUGUAGAUAAGGCUUCCAUAUACCGGCAUCCCUUGUUCCCUCUCCUGGCCCUGCUCUUUGAGAAAUGUGAGCAGUCGACACAGGGCUCAGACUGUGUCACAUCAGCCAGCUUUGAUGUGGACAUUGAGAACUUUGUCCGCAGCCAGGAGAAAGAGGGCAAAGCCUUCUUCAGUGAGGACCCUGAUCUCGACAAUCUGAUGGUGAAGGCCAUCCAGGUGCUGCGGAUCCACCUGCUGGAGCUGGAGAAGGUCAGCGACCUGUGUAAGGACUUCUGCAGCCGCUACAUCUCCUGCCUCAAGACCAAGAUGAACAGCGAGACGCUGCUGAGUGGAGAACCUGGCAGCCCCUACUCAUCUGGACAGGGUUUCUCCCCCACCAAGAUACAGACGUCCAGCUCUUUCACAGGAACCCUCAGUCCCCAGGGGAUUGUGGUGCCAGCAUCGGCCCUGCAGCAAGGCAACGUCACCGUGACAACAGUCAACCCCACACAGGUUAUAGCAGGUGGCACAGUCUACCAACCAGUCACAGUAGUCAACUCACAGGGCCAGGUGGUUUCACAGACCCUCUCGCCCCAGACCAUACGCAUCCAGAACACACAGCUCCAGCUGCAGCUCAACCAGGACCUGAGUUUCUUCAACCACGACGACAGCUCACCCAAGAACAAGCGUGGGGUUCUUCCCAAACAAGCCACCAACGUCAUGCGCUCCUGGCUCUUCCAGCACAUUGGGCACCCCUACCCCACAGAGGAUGAGAAGAAGCAGAUCGCUACCCAAACUAACCUGAGCCUCCUCCAAGUCAACAACUGGUUCAUAAACGCGCGGAGGCGAAUCCUGCAGCCCAUGCUGGACGCCAGCUCUUCGGAGACACCCAAAACCAAGAAGAAACCUCCUCCGAACAGGCCGCUACAGCGCUUCUGGCCUGACUCCAUCGCCACGGGGAUGACCCAACAACAGGUCCAGAUGCCAGAUGGAACCACGGUGAUGAUGAGUGUGGAGGGUCUCCGGAGCCUGACGUCAGACGGUGCCACGCUGGCCGUGCAGCAGGUGAUGAUGGGCGGGCACAGCGAGGAUGAAUCAGGAGACAGCGAGGACGAUGAUGACGACAUGGUUGGGCUGGGCCUGGACAACAGCGACUCCUUGCAGUAGGACACAGACGUACUGUACACACACACACACACACGAAGACAUACACACUUAAAAACAAACUUUAAUAUGUGUGUGUGUGGUGGUUAAGACCUUCAACUGACCCAUUAUGUAGGUAGGCUGAUAAUGAAUGAGGCGGGCUGAUAAUGAAUUGCAACACACACUUAGAACCAAAUCAGUGCCAUUUUUGAUGCUCUGCUAAAAAAUAGGAUGGCUCAGAUUAUGUAUGUACUGUAGAUAGACUGGUAUUGCAUCGCGUGUACACAAUGUAAGUAUACGUUCUCUCGAUCGGUUUACACAGAGCACAAGCACUGACACACUCCUGAUGUCCCUUUUAAUGAAUGGAGUGUCUUGUGUGUGAGGAGUUCGAUUUCAGAAAGCGUUUUUACUACGUCGUCUGCUUGUGUAGGCCAGUGUUUUUCUGUAUAUUAUCAUUGUAUGUUCCAAAAGGCUGAGAACGGAAGCAGCAACAAACAAAAAAAGAAUCAUCAUUUUGAUUUAAUCUCUUGUUGGAUGCCAACACUUUCAAGUUAUAUCUGUAAUGGGUUUUGUUCACUUUGCAUGCCUGUGUUUGACUCCAUGUGCCCACUCUGAUUAGGACUGGCUUACAGGCAGAGCUCAUGGUGUACAGGAAGACCCUAUAGGUCCAGAAAAGCCCAUUAGGAAAAUUAAAGUAAAAGAGGCUUAUUUUUAUAAUACAAACAUGAGAAGUAUGUUUUUUGUUUGGUGUUCUCUUGUUUUGUUUGAAAUGUUUAUGUACAAAGGUUUUGUUAUUGAAACUAGCGGCCCUGUUUUCCAGGGUCCAAUUCAGUUUUCUAAAUAUUGAUGACAAAUGAGAAGAGAAAAAAAUGGAUUAUGUCAAAUGGUUUUUAACACGAUCCGAAAAAGGCCUUAUUUACAGUUAACUGCCAAAAUAAUGGAAACACUUAAGUAAGUGAGGGAUACAAAGUAUAUUUAAACCAGGGGGUUCUACACAGGGUCUGGUUCGGGAGUUUAAUUAACACAUUAACAUCCCAUCUUGCUUAGGGUCAGGUAUUAAAAAUGCCCAGUUGCUGAUUUAUUAUGGCUAGAAGAGGUCUCUGUGACUUUGAAAGAGGGGUCUCAAAGAAGAACAGGCUGGUUUAAAGUGUGUGUGUUUGUGUGUUUGUCUCAGUUACCAGAUCUCUACCAAAUUGAACACUUAUGGGAGAUUGUGGAGCGAUGCCUGAAACCGCAUUUUCCACCAUCAAUAGAACACCAAAUGAUGGAAUGUCUCGUAGAAGAAUGGUGUUGCAACCCUCCAGUAGAGUUCCAGAAUGGUGUUGCAACCCUCCGGUAGAGUUCCAGAAUGGUGUUGCAACCCUCCUGUAGAGUUCCAGAAUGGUGUUGCAACCCUCCUGUAGAGUUCCAGAAUGGUGUUGCAACCCUCCUGUAGAGUUCCAGAAUGGUGUUGUAUCCCUCCAGUAGAGUUCCAGAAUGGUGUUGCAACCCUCCGGUAGAGUUCCAGAAUGGUGUUGCAACCCUCCGGUAGAGUUCCAGAAUGGUGUUGCAACCCUCCGGUAGAGUUCCAGAAUGGUGUUGCAACCCUCCGGUAGAGUUCCAGAAUGGUGUUGCAACCCUCCGGUAGAGUUCCAGAAUGGUGUUGCACCCCUCCGGUAGAGUUCCAGAAUGGUGUUGCAUCCCCCCCAGUAGAGUUCCAGAAUGGUGUUGCAUCCCCCCCAGUAGAGUUCCAGAAUGGUGUUGCACCCCUCCAGUAGAGUUCCAGAAUGGUGUUGCAUCCCCCCCAGUAGAGUUCCAGAAUGGUGUUUGUCCCCUCCAGUAGAGUUCCAGAAUGGUGUUGCAUCCCUCCAGUAGAGUUCCAGAAUGGUGUUGCAUCCCUCCAGUAGAGUUCCAGAAUGGUGUUGUAUCCCUCCAGUAGAGUUCCAGAAUGGUGUUGUAUCCCUCCAGUAGAGUUCCAGAAUGGUGUUGCAUCCCUCCAGUAGAGUUCCAGAAUGGUGUUGCACCCCUCCAGUAGAGUUCCAGAAUGGUGUUGCACCCCUCCGGUAGAGUUCCAGACACCUGUAGAAUCGACUUAACGGCACAUUGAAGAUGUUCUGAUGGAUCCUUCUGGCCCCUACACCCUAUUCAGUUGGGGUUUCUGUUAUUUUAGCAGUUACCGGUAUGUUCUUUUUGUAAAGACAGAACUAUAGUGAAAAGCACAGAAGGCCUAACUAGUAGAAGCUACACUCCCCUACGUUUUUUUAAAAAUUUAUUUGGACAGUGAAGCUAAAACUUUUACUUUGGCACUUCAGUAUACUCCAGCAUUUUGGGAUUUGAGAUCACAUGUUUAUAUGAGGAGACAGUACAGAAAGAUAUCUUUUUCAUUUGAGGGAAUUUUCAUACGCAUCUGUUUUAUAGUUUAGAAAUUAAUGCACUUUAUGUAUCUAGUCCCCUCCAUUUGAAUUACUAUUUGGACAAAUUAACUUUAUAGUGUUUUAACAGUUUGUAAAACAAAUUGUGGUAUUUGGUCCCAUAUUCCUUGCACACAAUGACUGCAUCAAUCUUGUGACUCUAGAAACUUGUUGGAUGCAUUUAGUUUGUUUUGUUUGUUUUUCGGAUUAUAUUGUGCCCAAUAGAAAUGAUUUUAAAAAAUAUAUAUUUUUCUUCUGUAUAACUAGACAAGUGAGUUAAGAACAAAUUCUUAUUUUCAAUGACGGCCUAGGAACAGUGGGUUAACUGCCUUGUUCAGGGGUAGAAUGACAGAUUUUUACCUUGUCAGCUCAGGGAUUCGAUUUUGCUAUCUUUCGUUUAAUAGUCCAACUCUCUAACCACUAGGCUACCUAGAGAAAUUCAUGGUGAAUAGUGUAUUGUCAUUUUGGAGUCACUUUUAUUGUAAAUCAACACUGCUACGUUAAUGUGGAUGCUACCAUGAUUACCGGUAAUCAUGAAUUAAUCAUGAAUAAUGAUGAGUGAGGAAAGCUAAGGGCAUAAAUGUCAUACCCCACCAAAAAAUGCUAACCUCUUGUUACUGGUAAUGGUAAGAAGUUAGCAUGUAUUGGGGGCAUGAUCUUUGUGAGUCUGUAGAUGCAUGAAGUGCAUUCAAUUUCUAAACUGUUAAACAGAUAUGUAUGAAAAUAGCCUCAAAUAAAAGGUGACUUUCUGUACUGUCACUGUCAAAUUAAACAUUUUAGUGUCACUGUCCAAGUAAAUACAUAGGGCUAUAGGGAAAGUAGGCAACGGAAGCUAAACUACAGUAGAGAGGCAUAGUAAUAUGUUACAUUGACAAUUGCAGUUGGGAUUGAAAUUCAGAAAUAUACUAGAUUUGCAGUACCCUCAUUUUCUGCAAACAAGUCCAGUUUUGCCAGUAUGUCAUUUAAAAAAAACAAAAACAUUUAUAGUAGUUCUGUAGAUGUCACUCUCUUUUCAAGUGCACAAUUCAGUAUACUACGCUUAUUGCAAUGGUCAUAGAUAUCAUUGUACUUAGGCAGACAGAUCCACAACACAGAGAUACAGAUGCAAUCACAGUUUUAAAAAACCAUGGCUAUGUUGCAUGCGUUUAAUAUUUUAUUUAUGUACAUAUACAUAUUGCAUUAGAGGCAGAGAGCAGUAGGGAUCCUCUGACCUCACAGGCAGCACAUUGGUCCUCAGUUUGAGAAGGACUGGAGUUCUGUGGCUGAUCUAGGGAUAGGUUUUUAAGAAUGUUUUCCAAAUGCGCCAUCUAAUAUUAUUGCAUAAAGUUCAGGGCCUUUUUAUUGUUGGGAAAACCUGCACCAAUGUACUGUAUAUUUCCAAACUUAUGCUUCUAUUUUCUGUCAUUCAGGAAAAACUGACAUGAGAUUUAGAUCUCCAGAGUGUUUCUGGCUCAGGGUCAGGUGGCUCUCAGCUGCUCUCUGUCUCUGUCUCUGUCUCUGUCUCUCUGUCUCUCUGUCUCUCUCUCUCUCUGUCUCUCUCUCUCUCUGUCUCUCUCUCUCUCUGUCUCUCUGUCUCUCUCUCUGUCUCUCUGUCUCUCUCUCUGUGUCUCUGUCUCUCUCUCUGUGUCUCUGUCUCUCUCUCUGUGUCUCUGUCUCUCUCUCUGUGUCUCUGUCUCUCUCUCUGUGUCUCUCUCUCUGUGUCUCUGUCUCUCUGUCUCUCUGUCUCUCUGUCUGUCUGUCUGUCUGUCUGUCUGUCUGUCUCUCUCUCUCUCUCUCUCUCUCUCUCACACUCACACUCACACUCACACACACACACAUCUCUGCUGUUUUUUUUUUGUGUGUGUUUUUAAAAAAUCUACUGUUGACUUUUCUCUGUUUUGCCUUAGAGCUUUUCUAUUUUGGAAUAAAUGAUGCUUAACCUCCUA
Molecule: messenger RNA, 7237 nt
Organism: Oncorhynchus kisutch (coho salmon)
Lineage: Eukaryota; Metazoa; Chordata; Actinopteri; Salmoniformes; Salmonidae
Gene: pknox1.1
Product: pbx/knotted 1 homeobox 1.1
Exons: 10
Coding region: 1639-2946 (435 amino acids)
Biological process (GO): regulation of DNA-templated transcription
Molecular function (GO): DNA binding
Source: RefSeq, a predicted model, not a curated record